Molecule: messenger RNA, 2263 nt
Organism: Schistocerca nitens (vagrant locust)
Lineage: Eukaryota; Metazoa; Arthropoda; Insecta; Orthoptera; Acrididae
Product: pickpocket protein 28-like
Exons: 11
Coding region: 28-1683 (551 amino acids)
Biological process (GO): sodium ion transmembrane transport
Cellular component (GO): membrane
Molecular function (GO): ligand-gated sodium channel activity
Source: RefSeq, a predicted model, not a curated record
CCACGCACAGCACACGGCCGCGACGCGAUGAACGGACUGAAGGAUGGCGCGCUGGACGGCGCAGUGAAGCGCGCCGUGCCGCCUCUGGAGAAGCUGGACUCUCGGCGCAGCCUGCGCAGCAUCCCCGGCGUCAGCGUCAAUCACUCCGUGUCGCACUUCUCAGAGUACUGCCGCAACACCAGCAUACACGGCCUGCGCUACGUCGGCGAGAUCGGCCGCCCCGCUGCCGAGAGAUUUCUGUGGCUGAUGCUGUUCGGCCUGAGCCUGGGGGUGUGCAGCAAGCUGAUCAACAACGUGUGGAUCAAGUGGGACCGAUCCCCCGUCAUCGUGACGUUCGCAGAGUCCUCGACGCCCGUGUGGCAAGUUCCGUUCCCGGCGGUCACUAUCUGCAGUGAGACCAAGUCGCGCCAGAGCAUCUUCAACUUCACCGACGCCUACAACAAUGAAGCCAACCUCACGGAGGAAGAGCAGAGAAUGUACUCGGACGUAUCCCUGGUGUGCGACGCUCACGUCUACAACAAAGGAGACUUGUUCACCAACUACAGCACCGUCGAGUUUCUCAAGGAGGUAGCUCCGCCCUUUGAUGAGAUGAUGUUCAUCGUCAAGUGGAAGAACCGUGUGGUGAACGCUUCCGACCUCUUCAAACCUCUGAUUACUGAAGAAGGACUCUGUUACUCAUUCAAUAUGCUGGACGCCGAGGACUUCUUCACCGAGGAAACCAUCCAGCGCCAGGAGGGGAACCUGCAGUAUGGGUACCCGGCGCACAGCUGGACGCUGGAGGACGGAUAUACAGCGGACUCCGGAUAUGACACGUAUCCAGAGCGGGCACUGGGCGCCGGCGCGCGUAACGGCAUGUUCGUGCUCCUCAGGGCCUUUUCCUACGAUCUAGACUACAUCUGCAGGGGCCCCGUGCAGGGGUUCAAGGUGCUGCUGCACAACCCGGCGGAGGUUCCGCGCGUCAGCCUGCAGUACCUGCGCGCGCCGCUCAGCCAGGAGGUGGUGGUGGCCGUCAAGCCCAACAUGAUGACCACCAGCGACGGGCUGCGCUCUUACUCGCCGCACCGGCGCCAGUGCUACUUCCCGUACGAGCGCCACCUGCGCUACUUCAAGGUCUACACUCAGCAGAACUGCGAGCUCGAGUGCCUCACCAACUUCACACUCAGCCGCUGCUCCUGCGUGUCCUUCCACAUGCCACGUACCGAGGAAACGCCAAUAUGUGGCUCUGGCAGUACUCCAUGUGUGCAGAAAAGUGCUGACGAGCUGGUGGAACGCGAAGUGGUGAAGAACAUCGAGGCGACGAGCGGCGGCGCGGCGGCGCUGGGGCGCACCGACUGCGACUGCCUGCCCGCGUGCACUGUGCUCAACUUCGACGCGGAGACGUCGCAGGCGCACUUCGACUGGGCCAAUGUCUUCACCGCCUACGGCGAGAACUUCAGCGAGAUGCCAGGUGUUGAUAUGGCAAGAGUUUCAAUAUACUUCAAAGACAUGCAGUUCAUCACCAGUCGUCGCAGCGAACUUUAUGGGAUAACAGAUUUCAUAGCAAACUGCGGCGGUCUGCUGGGUCUGUUCAUGGGCUUCAGCCUUCUCAGUCUCGUCGAGCUCAUCUACUUCUUCACAAUAAGGAUUGGCUGCACCUUUGCAUCUAAGCGCAAUGCGGCCAAAGAAAUGUACUCCGUAUCUUAACACGACCCUUAACAUUUACGAAAUGGGUCUAUUUCACAAACUUCGCCCAAGCCCUAUAACAAUAUUACGUAACCACUGCAGUCUUGUCUUAUGUAAACAUAUGUUUCAGGCAGUUGCAGACCAUUAAAAACUUAAUACUAUGCACCUAAGCUGCACGCUUUCUUUUCUGUAUCUAUUUCUGACAAGGGGAGGUCACGACACUGGAUCAUAGAUUUACUUCAAACUUUGUACACUUUUAAUAGGUCAUUAAAACAAUAUAAUGUGCAAGUAAUAAGGUACACUAACCUGCCAAUUCCGAGAAAAUCUCAAGAGGAGUUUUACGCGUUUAUUAUGUAAGCGAUGUACCUGUGCGUAGGUGGCAGACGAUAGAGGCCAUGGUGGUCAAGUCAUUAGCGUUCAAGCUUCUUUCCUGGAACGUGUGUGAACCAACGGUUCAACACCCGCAACGACUUAAUUUUUAAUCUAUAUUCUUUUUCAUCACUUGUAAUAUUAUUUAAUUUGUGUGAUACUUGAGAUGUAACAUAAUUUUAAAAAAAACCGCAUGUAUUUGCUUGAAGUUUUAGUGAAUUUCAUGUUAUUU